AUGGCCGACUCAGUAGACCGGGUCUUCAGCCAUGCGCUCAACACAGUAAACAAGAUCCGCACGGGGUCGCAGAAGCCGCCCUCGGCGACACGGCUACGGCUGUAUGGACUCUACAAGCAGGCCAUGGAGGGCGAUGUCGACGGCAUCAUGGACCGGCCUGAGGGCAACAAUGAGCAAGAGCAGCGCGCGCGCGAGAAAUGGCACGCCUGGAAACAGCAAAACAACCUCUCGCGCACAGAGGCAAAGCGCCGCUACAUCACCACCCUCAUCGAUACCAUGCACCAGUACGCCUCGCCCUCGCCCGACUCCCGCGAACUGGUCGCCGAACUCGAAUUCGUCUGGGACCAGGUCAAAUCCAACGUCCCCUCCUCGUCCUCCUCGUCGCCACUGCAGACCCUCGACCAGGUAGGGACAGGCAUGUCCGCGAGCUAUUCAGCCCUCGAACAGCAACGCAUCUCCAAAGAGCAAGACGAAUACUCCAACCAGGACGACGAAGAUCAGCCCCUCGAAAUCAAAUAUCCCAUGUCUCAGAGCGAAGAAGACCUCGAAGCUGAGGAAGCAGACAUGGAGCGCGAGGAGUUCGUCGACGCUCCCGACUCUCAGUACGCACUGCAGCUCUACCGCACCGGCGCCAUGGACCACAACCUCUCCGAAGCAAACACCCAACCGCCCUCCCAACGCCCAACACAGUCACCGACAGUUCCCCGUCGAGAACUACAGCAAGCAACAACACCAACACCACAGCCUCGGCUGCGCUCCAUCAUCCCACAGCCCAUCCCAUUACCGACCUUCACCACGCCCACAGCUGCACCGAGCAAGGCAGACACACCCUCCGCUGCAGACCUCAAGUGGCGCAAACGUGUCGAGUCGAGCCUGAUGAAGAUGACGGCUGAGGUUGCAGCGCUGCGCGAACAGCUCGAAGCGCGGCGUCUGUUCCAACACCGCGUGCACUACCGCUUCUUCCGCGCCAUCUGGCGCUUCGUGUGGGCGAGCGUCAAGCACAUAGCCGUCGACUUGCUGGUGCUGGCGCUGGUUUUGGGCUGGAUGAGGCGGCGAGGGGAUCGCAGGAUGGAAGGCGCCGUCCGCGUGCUACUGGGCGAUGCGGUGGCACAAGUCCAGGGCCUGAGGGGUGGCGCGUUGGGGAAUCUACCAAAGGUCCCUGCGCUGCCCAUUCCUAAACUGCCUGGCUUGGGGAAGAAGAGCGCGUGA
This is a messenger RNA of Ascochyta rabiei, 1209 nucleotides long. RefSeq lists its product as uncharacterized. The coding region runs from base 1 to 1209 and encodes 402 amino acids. The transcript has 4 exons. Lineage: Eukaryota; Fungi; Ascomycota; Dothideomycetes; Pleosporales; Didymellaceae. Gene Ontology annotation, molecular function: fatty-acyl-CoA binding. The record is from RefSeq and is a predicted model, not a curated record. Gene Ontology annotation, biological process: fatty acid metabolic process.